This is a messenger RNA of Brienomyrus brachyistius, 3699 nucleotides long. RefSeq names its product Structural maintenance of chromosomes protein 6-like (gene smc6). The transcript has 27 exons. Gene Ontology annotation, biological process: double-strand break repair via homologous recombination. Gene Ontology annotation, cellular component: site of double-strand break; nucleus; Smc5-Smc6 complex. Lineage: Eukaryota; Metazoa; Chordata; Actinopteri; Osteoglossiformes; Mormyridae. Bases 274 to 3576 code for a protein of 1100 amino acids. The record is from RefSeq and is a predicted model, not a curated record. Gene Ontology annotation, molecular function: damaged DNA binding; single-stranded DNA binding.
UUCUCAUUGGUUUAGACAAUUUGAUGAUUGACAGAUUGCGUUCAGUCCCACCUACCAGGGGUUUCGGAAGCGCCGCUUUCUGCUGGAUUUCGGCGCUGUGGAUUUUUGUAUGAAUGCGGAGCGGUGGCGGGAUGUUACUUUUAGGUUAAUAUAUUUACAUAAUUUAAUUAGAACAGGCAUAUUUGACUUCGCAUAGAAGACUUGAUUAGAUCUUUCGCAGAAGAUUUAGAAGUUAACUUGCAUUCAGCUCUGCGUCAAUUCAGACAUCUAGGUAUGUCUAAAAGAAAGAGUAAUUCACCAAACGCGAGUAACCAUGUUAAGAGAGCCAGGUCUGGUCCAAGGGAGGAAAAUGGGGAAGAUGAAGAUGCCGAAGAUGUUAUUGGUCCAAGUCAGCCCAGUUCAGGCCCAUACACUUCACAGAUGACAUCUGCAGAAGUGGGCAUAGUGGAAGUAAUCUUCUUGAAGAAUUUCAUGUGCCACAGCCUGCUGGGACCUUUUGCUUUUGGACCGAAUGUCAACUUUGUGAUUGGAAACAAUGGGAGUGGUAAAAGUGCUGUACUGACUGCCCUGAUCGUCGGCCUGGGAGGUAAAGCACACACAACAAACAGAGGAUCCUCUCUUAAGGGCUUUGUGAAGGAGGGAGAAAGCUCAGCAGAUGUCUCCAUAACGUUACGCAACCGAGGCCAGGAUGCGUAUAAGCCAGAGGUGUUUGGCGAGUCCAUCGUCGUAGAGCUCAGGAUCUCCAGCGAAGGGCUGAGAACCUACAAGCUAAGGAGCAAAGCUGGUCACCUCGUUUCAACAAAGAAGGAAGAGCUUAUUUCCAUCCUGGACCACUUCAACAUCCAGGUGGACAAUCCAGUAUCAAUACUGACCCAGGAAAUGAGCAAGCACUUCCUGCACUCAAAAGGUGAAGGAGAUAAAUACAAGUUCUUCAUGAAGGCUACGCAGCUGGAGCAGAUGAAGGAGGAUUACGCAUACAUCAUGAAGACGAAGACGGUGACGCAGAACACCAUCGAGAAGCAUGAGGAGUGCUUGGAAGACCUGAAGCGCAAAUAUUUGGAGAAGGAGGACAAGUACAAAAGCCUGGCUUCCCUGGAUGAGAUGCAGACCAAGCUGGAGGAGCUGCAGAAUCAGAUGGCCUGGGCUCUGGUCACUGAAAUGGAGAAGGAGAUGAAACCCUUGGAGGAGAGAGUUGCUGUGGAGGAGAAGGCCACCAUUAAAUAUGACCAGAAAGUUGAGGAAUAUAAGACGAAGGUGGUCGAGGCAGAGAGGAGGUACAAGGAGAUCCACGACCAGCUUGAGGGCAUUUCCGAGCGGGUGCAGCAGCUGCAGCCUCAGUGUGCCACGUUGAAGACCGAGGCUCAGAACUUCAACCGGGCCUUCAAGCAGGCUGAGGCCACAUUCCAUCGCUCUAAGACCACCUUAAGAGAUCUGGAAAAGGACAACGAGCAGCUGACAAGGCGUGUGGACGAGCUGAAGCACAGUAUCAGCCAGGCCAUGGGCGUGGAUAGCAGGCGGAGGAUGGAGAAAAUCGAAACGCUGCAGGCUGAGCUGGACGACCUGAGGCACAAGGACUCUACCCUCGCUCAACAGAUCGAGCAGUUCCAGCAGGCAGUGGCCAGAGGCAAAGAGGAACUAGGCAAGAUAAGCUGCGAAGAGCGGGAGUUGCAGCGCUCCAUAGAGACCAAGCAGAGGGAGCACAGGGCCCUGGUGGCCAGCAGGACGGACAAAAUCAAGCGCUUCGGGGAGCAGAUGCCAGCGCUCCUGCAGUCCAUAGACGAGGCCUACAAGAGGGCGCAGUUCAAGCAAAAGCCAGUGGGACCUCUCGGAUUCUGUAUGCGUCUGAAGGACCCCGAGCUGGCCAUGUCUGUGGAGAGCUGCCUGAAGACCCUGAUGACGGCCUUCUGCUGCGACAACUACAGGGACGAGAAGGUGCUUCAAGGCCUCAUGAGUCGGCACUUCCCUCAGGGCAAGAGGCCCCUGAUCGUUGUCAGCGAGUUCUCCAGCAGCAUCUACAACAUCUGCGGGAAAUCAGCCCAACACCCGAAGUAUCCCACUGUGCUCCAAGCCCUAGAGAUCGACAACCCGGUGGUGGCCAACUGCCUGAUCGACAUGCGAGCCGUCGAAACCGUCUUGCUGAUUAAGAGCAACCAGGAAGCGCGGCAGGUGAUGCAGGCCGGUGCUCCGCCCACUAACUGCAGGGAGGCCUUCACUAAGGACGGGGACCAGGUCUUCUUCAACCGCUACUAUUCUUGCGAGUACCACAGGGCACAGUACCUGAGCAGGGAUGUGGAGGAGCAGAUCAGGCACCUGCAGUCAGAGAUUGAAAACCAGAAGGCUCUCGUCACGAGGGUCGAGGCUCAGAAGAAGGGGGUGGAGGACAGCAUCCGAAAUAAUGAGAACCUGCUCAGCCGAGCCUAUAACGACGGGAAGAAAGCCAAGGACAGAUUCCGGAAGCUUCAGCUGGAAAUGACCGAUCUGCAGAAUGUGGAGGAGCCCCAGUCCGAAGACUUGUUGCCUCUUGAGGAGGAGCUGCAGGAGAUCUCAGUGAAGAUCAGCUCGGCGAGGCAGGAAAGAGACGUCGCCCAUAAGAAGAUGGCUAAGCUGAAGAAGGAAUUGGAGGAGGCAGAGCAGAACUAUCGCCAGCAGAAGGAGGUCAUCAGCAGUGUGGCGGAAGAAGCAGAUCCCAUUAAGGAAGAGCUGAGUAAAAGUGACCAAGAUGUGGAACGAUGCAAGCAUCACAAGAAGCACUACGAAGAGAAACGAAAGGCACACAUCAGUGGGAUUCAGAAGCUAAAGGCCGAUCUGGAAGUCAAACAGAAGGAACUGGAGGCGUCCAUCCUGAAAGCUGCUGAGAUUUGCCCUGAACGUUUGGAGGUCAGGAGGACAGCCAAGAGUCUGGACAGUGAGAUAAACCGGCUGAAGCAGAAGAUCAGCAACCAGCAAGAUCUGCAAGGGGACCGAGACGAGGUCAUAAAGCAGUACCAGGAGGCCCUGGAAAACUACAAGAACAUCGUGAUGCAGGUGAAGAACCUGAAGAAGUUCAUUGGCCUGAUGGCGAAGAUAAUGAACAGACGACACAAAGUGUACACUGAGAUGAGAAUGUAUCUCUCUGUGCGCUGUAAGUAUUACUUUGACUCUAUGCUGUCUCAGCGAGGAUACACAGGGAAGAUGGCUUUCGACCACAAAAAUGAGACAUUGGCCAUUUCGGUGCAACCAGGAGAGGGCGACAAGGCGGCUCUGAGCGACAUGCGCUCCCUGUCUGGGGGAGAGCGGUCCUUCUCCACAGUCUGCUUCGUGCUCUCCUUAUGGGCCAUCGCCGAGGCUCCUUUCCGCUGCCUGGAUGAGUUUGACGUUUACAUGGACAUGGUCAACCGAAGAAUUUCUAUGGACAUGAUGCUGAAAAUCGCAUCCAGCCAGCGCUACAGGCAGUUCAUCUUUCUCACCCCACAAAACAUGAGCAGCCUCCCAGACAACAACCUGAUCCGGAUUUUUCGCCUCAGAGAUCCUGAUCGGACCCAGACCGUCCUACCCUUCGGCAGGAGGAAUGUUGUGGAAGACGCAGAGGACCAGUGACAAGUCAUUCCUGCCUCAGACAAGAACUGCUAAAAAAAAAAAAAAAAUUUUAUAUACUGUUCUUUUAUCCCUCAGUUAUUUGGUAAAUAUUGGUCAUGUUUAAAUAAAAAUAUCUCCCUUCUU